AUGACGCGAGAGGCGACGACGACGACGACGACGCAGACGACGACAUCGAAAAACGCUUUGGAAGGUAAUGAUGAAGGUUUAGGAGGUGAUGGUUUUGAUGAGGACAAAAAAAACGCGUCGUUUUUUAGGUCCUACACCUCCCUCCUCUCCCGUUGGCCGGCGAGGAAAAAACACGUCGAUUUCCUCCUCGCCGCACUCGGCGGGAGCUUCGGACGCGACGCGAAAACCUGUCUCGCGCCGAACGUCCACGUCCACGGCCCACCGUCGGUCGGGAAAACCAUGCUCCUGAGAGAUAUGUUCGACCUGCUGGAGAAAAAGUUUGGGUUCGCGUACGCGUACGUGAAUUGCGUGGACGCGCACGAGAAAAAGUUGAUGUUUGAAGCCAUCGUGGAGCAACUUCGACCGCACUUCAAGGAGGAAAGGCGACGUCGGAUGUUGGCGAAAGAACGAGCGAGAGCGAUAAAAGCGAAAGAAAAAGAGUUUAAGAGAAAAGAAGAGGAGAAGGAAAACGAAUGCGACGACGAGAGGAAUAAUAAAAGCAUGUGCGACAACAAAACCUUGGAGGAUGGGAUGAUGGAAGUAAAAACGUCUUUGGCGUUGGUCUCCGCAGCCGUGGCGAAGACCGCGACGAGCGCGGCGAACAAAAAGAAACGGAAACGCGCGAUACACGUGGCAGAUUUCGUGCAACUGUUGAAAGAAAACUUAGAUAGAAACGGGCCUAGGAUUACCAUCGUCGUCGACGACGCGCAUCGACUGGCGGAGCAAAAAGACGAUCGAUUUUUACCGACGCUUUUGAAAAUUGGCGAACUGACGAAACGAAACAUUCACGUGGUCACCAUCUCCUGCGAAUCCAUACAGACGUUUCAAAGCAACGUAGAUUUAGUCAAACCGCAAACGAUAUUCUUCGACGCGUACACGAAAGAGGAACUGAUUGAAGUCUUGUUGAAGGAAGCGCCGAGAGAUAUCGCGAAGAAACAUUACCGGGCGUUUCUGGUUCCCAUGGUGGCGGCUUUUUACGACACGUGUCGCGCGCCGAGAGAGCUUCGAACAGCCUUGGAACCGUUAUGGAAGCGGUACAGCGAGAAAUUAUACGAGGCGAUGCGUAAUGGAACACCCGAGAACGAGUUGCCAGAACCGCGAAGGUUAUACGCCAACCUGAUGAGCGCCAAGAAGAUGAAGAAAGUAACGAAUGAACCCGCCGCCUCUUCUCAACAAAAACAACAACAGCAACAACAACAGGCAAAGAUUCACGCGGGUCUCACCGUCCCUCUCUCCAAAGCCAACUUGGCGUUACAACGCGGCGAGUGGCCCGUCCCAGAGGAGCGCUACUUCACCGGAGAAGCCGUCUUGGAAGAUGCGACCGGAGACGCGGCGAACGCCACCACCAACACCUCCUCCAUCGCCAAAGCUUUAGACUUUGACAUCCCAAAACUCACGAAGUUUCUCCUCCUCUCCGCGUACAUCGCCUCCAAAAACGACGAGUCCGUCGACAACCGCAUCUUCAUCACCGACGCCACAGGAGGCGGUAAUCACCGAAAACGCGGUCGCCUCGGUCACGACCGCAACGCCGACCGCGCCGCCCGCCGCUCCUUGGAAGACGCCAACGCCUUCAAACUCGAACGCCUCCUCUCCGUCUUCCAACACAUCGUCCGCCGCUCGUACGAAGAAAACGGCGCCGACCUCGCCGACCUCGAAGAAGAGCUCCUCUCCGCCGAUGUCUUCACCCAAAUCUCCAGCGCAACCUCCUUAGGUUUGCUCGUGUUGAGUUCCGGCGACGCCAUGUGCGGCGGUAAAUAUCGCAGCUGCGUCUCGGACGAGCUCGCCGAGAAGUUGAGCAAAAAUCUCGCCGUCGAUUUGAAGCUUUACAUACACUACAUUUAA
Molecule: messenger RNA, 1881 nt
Organism: Bathycoccus prasinos
Lineage: Eukaryota; Viridiplantae; Chlorophyta; Mamiellophyceae; Mamiellales; Bathycoccaceae
Exons: 1
Coding region: 1-1881 (626 amino acids)
Biological process (GO): DNA replication initiation; DNA replication
Cellular component (GO): nuclear origin of replication recognition complex; nucleus
Molecular function (GO): DNA replication origin binding
Source: RefSeq, a predicted model, not a curated record